UGGGACUGCAAUCUGUGAGGAAAGUGAGUGGAUAGGGAAGAGAGGGAGAGAUGUGGAGAUUGAUUAUAUGAGAUGUAAAGAUGGCAAAAAUAGUUAAAAGUAUGCUUGUUUUAUGAAACGUUAGUGUUAUUUGUAUUUUGCUUGGUCAGAUAGUUAUGAGAGGGUCCGAGAUGAGAAAGAAUGCAAAGGUUUAUAGAUACAUUUGUUAGGCUAGUUUUAGUAAAUAAACAAUGUGGACUUUAAGUAGCUUUAUAUGGAAGCAGGUGAGUGCUGUAUUGCCAGUCCACUCGAUAAAUUAAUUAUAUAAAAAGGGUAGAAGAGGAGAGGUGGGAAACGUCUUCACUGAGGACUAAAGCAUGGGAAACUGCACCAAGCCAUCCAUGAAAAACAAAAUUAAGAAGGGUGUGGCUGAGGGUAAAGGGGCUGGGCCAGAGGCACCAGGACCCCACCCACCUGGACAAGCAGAUGGAGAAAAUGAAGUAACUUCUGAGUUUAAGGGGCCUCUGAAUGCACUAGUCCAAAACUGCACCAUGCUACAUAACAUCGUUGGACCAGCAUGCAUCUUCCUAAGACAGGGCUUCGCAAAGUCACAGCUCGACAGGGAGCUGCGGCCAGAGGAGAUAGAAGAACUAAGAGAAGCCUUUAAGGAGUUUGAUAGGAACAAAGGCUACAUCAACUGCAGGGACCUGGGCGAAUGCAUGCGGACGAUGGGAUACAUGCCAACAGAGAUGGAACUCAUUGAACUGAGUCAACAAAUAAGUGGGGGUAAAAUUGACUUUGAGGACUUUGUGGAGCUCAUGGGCCCUAAAAUGCUGGCAGAGACAGCAGACAUGAUCGGAGUCAAGGAGCUCAGAGAUGCCUUUAAAGAGUUUGACUCCAAUGGUGAUGGGAAAAUCAGCAUCAUAGAACUGAGAGAAGCCAUGAAAAAGCUAAUGGGGGAGCAGCUGAAUCCCAGGGAUAUUGACGAUAUACUUUGUGAUGCCGACCUCAAUGGGGACGGACUUGUUGAUUUUGAAGAGUUUGUGAGGAUGAUGUCACGCUGACAGAAGCCACACAGAAAGACUUUAUUUUCAUCACGAGACUCUAAGAGGGACACAUGGUGCAGCUAUCUGAAUGUUUUCGAUAUGGCUCAAGAGAUACCAUUUGUAAAAAUUACUUUUCAUUUUAUUUAUCAAGUAAGCAUUAUUAAGAGCAGUUUCUCAUUUCAAUAGAGUAAUGUUGUAAAGGUACUGUUUAGUUGGUAUUUUCAAA
Messenger RNA from Sinocyclocheilus rhinocerous, 1251 nucleotides. RefSeq names its product calcium binding protein 2b (gene cabp2b). Gene Ontology annotation, molecular function: calcium ion binding; calcium channel regulator activity. Gene Ontology annotation, cellular component: cytoplasm. The coding region runs from base 357 to 1043 and encodes 228 amino acids. The record is from RefSeq and is a predicted model, not a curated record. The transcript has 7 exons. NCBI's taxonomy places the organism in Eukaryota, Metazoa, Chordata, Actinopteri, Cypriniformes, Cyprinidae.